GUGGCUGCGGAGAUGGCAUCAACAUCUGGUCGCCAGGUGGCGUUCUUCUUGGCAAGAUUUUGGUUAAGGGGGGAAUUGCCAACUUCAGCUUUGGUCGCAACGGCAGGAUGUUCCUCCUCGGCGAAAACAAGCUUUGGGUUGCUCAGCUGUCGUCGCAGGUGAAGGGCUCAAUUUUGAAUAUAUAAAAGCUGUCCCAGGCCCUGUUCUAUUGGCAUCUGUCCCAUAUCUCACAUUAUCCACUUCCAAGCAGCUUGGCCUCCUCUAUGCCUUUGCUAUUCUCGUAAGCGUUGGAUUAGUUGAAUCUUAUCUCCAUCCUGUGACCUCUACAAUUCAUACCAUUAUCUACUUCCAGGUUAAGGAAAACAAGACAGGAAUGAUCUUAAAGGUACUAUUUGCUAUGCUGGUAUCAGUAGACAUCUGGGUAUCGAGCGAUCACGCCUGGACGAUAUGGAGUCGCUCGGCGACAUGAUGCUCCAUUUCUGUCGUAGCUCUCUGCCCCUGCAAGGUCUGCAGGAUGAUACCCCGAAGCAGAAAUCCUGCGGCAUUAUGCAGAAGAUCACCACUCCAACUGAGGUUCGCUGGAGUGGUUUCCCGACCGAGUUCGCUACAUACAUAAACUACUCUCGCUCGCUCCACUUCGACGACAAGCCUGACUACACGUACCUGCGCAAGAUGCUCGUGACCUUUGCGCCCCCUGGUCCUUCCGAUCCGACGAUGUCUUCGACUGGACCGUAUCCAAGCGUCAGGAACGUCACCAUGAUUGUCGAAGCAGCGAUAACGAGCAGGCACAGCUCUAGGCUGCGGCGGGCAAGCCCAUUGUUGCCAGCGGUGCCACUACCAAGCCUAGUGCAAUCUCGCGCCAGCUCCACGAGGUCAUGGACCGCGACGCCCUUGACAACACUCCGAGCACCAACCGUGCCGCGGAAGUGACAAGAAAUUUCGAUGUUAGAUUGCGUUCUACCUUGAAUGAACCUGCCUUGGGUGCCUAAGGACCGUCUGGUGGGCGUUUGAAGCUGGACGAUGGAAGUACUUGUACUGUUCCUACGACAGAGCCGAUCACUCAGUUUGCAAAAGCUGCUGAUAUCCUGGCUUUAUCCUCACAUCUUCGUCUUUCGGGGGUUUCCGGCUUAAUAUCUAGUUGAGGAUCACAGGGACUGGAAAAGACAGAGCGAAAGAUGCAAAUGGUGGCGUCGGCCUGGGGGACCGAAACCCAUCUUUCUGAUCUAUUGAUCACUGGUCCCGAAGAUCCUGGAACCCGCAUGAUCGUAUGAUUAGAACUGGAGUAGUAAAAUGUCACUAGCACAUUUCAAGGAAUUUGAGCUGGUAGCUGUUCCAUCACCUGACCCCUGACAUGGGCCCCAACUACAUGGGAUAUCACGCGCACAGCUAGGGCAAGAUGUCUUCAGAGGCCAUCUGGCCGUUCGGGCGGCUAUGUCCGAGGAAACAGAGCAAUUCACGGAAUCAACGGCAGUGCAGCCACCGGCAGCCUCGAACCGACCAUCC
Messenger RNA from Aspergillus pseudotamarii, 1503 nucleotides. RefSeq lists its product as uncharacterized. The transcript has a single exon. The record is from RefSeq and is a predicted model, not a curated record. Bases 448 to 930 code for a protein of 160 amino acids. Lineage: Eukaryota; Fungi; Ascomycota; Eurotiomycetes; Eurotiales; Aspergillaceae.